This is a messenger RNA of Paramecium tetraurelia, 2080 nucleotides long. RefSeq lists its product as uncharacterized. The record is from RefSeq and is a predicted model, not a curated record. The annotation marks the transcript as partial. NCBI's taxonomy places the organism in Eukaryota, Ciliophora, Oligohymenophorea, Peniculida, Parameciidae. The transcript is spliced from 5 exons. Gene Ontology annotation, molecular function: microtubule binding; calcium ion binding.
AUGGGAUAGUUUUUAGGGCAUUUACAAAAUGCAUAACCUCCCUAAUCAAAUCCAUUACUUAAUAACUCAAUAUCAAAAUUACGUGAGUAUCAUGGGUCUUUUCAAUCUGUUUGCGAUACAUUUAGUAUAGAUUUGACAGAGUUCGAAUAGAUAUUCGGAAGCAAUGAGACAAUGUUUUAAAUAUGGGAUACAGAUAACAAUGGAUUGAUCAAUGCAUUGGAAUUGUUUUCAGGUUUGAUCAUAUUUGCAGAGAGUAAUUUCGAGGAAAAGGCGCGAUUUUUAUUUGAUCUAUUUGAUUUCAAUGAAUUGAAUUCUUUGAGUUUAAUUGAUUUGGAUUUUAUGUUGUUGUCAUGUGCAAAUGCAACCUUCAAAAUAAUGCAAAUAAAUAAUGAGGUAAAUGAGGAAGAAAUCUCGGAUUUCUUAAGUAAUUUUUUUUCGGACAAUCAAAGAGUAAACAUAAGUUAGUUUUUGAAAUGGUGUGUGAAGACGGACGAAAUUCGACAAUUCCUCUAAUUAAUCAAGAAGGAAGCUCCAGAAUUAAAAGUAACAGCCUAGACAGAGUAGCUCAGCCAGAAGAUAGAUGUUCUAAGAUAAGUGUUCAGCAAGGAGUUUGGUAAAAAACUCUUAUUGCCAGAUUCCAAGCGUCCCUACUUUGAUCAGAGAGGUCUUGGGUCAAUUUUAUCAUCCAAGGCAUACCAUUCAAAGAUCUAAUGGAUAAGCAGUUUGGCUAAAAAGGUGUAUGCUCCUUAGCCACAAGUAUUUUAGAAAGACGUCUAUGCUAAAAUGAAUUGGGUUUAUGGAUUUAGAGGCAAGGACAUGCAAUCUAACACUGAUACGGCAUUAAAUGAGAAGAUGAUAUUCUUUACAGCCUGUAUAAUAAUAGUGUAUUACCCAAAAAUAAAUGAGCAACGCCAUUAUUUAGAACACGAGAGUGAAGUGAUAAGUGUGGCAGUGGCCAAUAAUCUGAGUCUGAUGGCCAGUGGAGAAUACGCUGAGUAACCAGCUAUUCACAUAUGGGAUAACAAUACAUUGCAUAAUAUUGGAGUGAUAAAGGGUGUUCAUUAGAAGGGUGUUCAUUUGUUGACCUUCUUUGGUAAUGAUGAGUUGUUAGCAUCAUGUGGAAUAAGAGUGGCUUCUCCCAUUUUGAUUUAUAAUAUUAAGGAUUUCACAUUGGUGCUAUCAACAUAGGUGAAUGAAUUUGCAGUGGAUUUAUUGACCAUAAAGAACUUUAUUGGAUCAUUUGGAGGUGCUCAAUAUCGAUAGCAAUAAAUAAAUCAACAGAGUUUAUUGAAUCCAUUCAAGAAGUACGAGAACUCUUUUGUGGUGUGUACAAUUUACCAGAUUAUUCAAUUUCAAUAUUACGAUGGACAUUUUUUAACUAAAGAAAUUCAGUUGGAGGAAUAUAAUUUGACAUCACCUCUAACUUGUGCAACUGCUCUAAGAAUAUAUUCUAGAGAUCCCUAUUUAAAGGCUUAUCAGGCUGAGGAGGGAGAAGCCAUAGUGAUAAUAUCAGGACAUUAGAAUGGAGCGGUGAUUUUGUGGGAGAACUUUGAGAGGAUGGAUUUGAUGACCACAUAUAAGGAUCAGAUAGUGUGCAUAACCAGUUAUCAAUUUGGGAUAAUAAUUGGGACGGAUGCCAGUACUAUCCAUUUGUGGGAUUUCAAAUUCAAGAAUAAUAUAAAGAAUAUAGAUUUGACAGCAUUUAGUUUCAAAUUGUUUAGUUAUGUUAUAAGUGACAUAGUGGUGGCAGGUGAUAAAUUAUUGGUGGCUUCAACAGAAGGAGAUGUAGUGGAGAUCUUUUUACAACAGAAACAAGAACACUCUAGCAAUUCAUUUGUGAAUAAAUUAAGAGCAAAUAGGAUCAAUUAUAUCAUUCAAUUGAGUGGAACCUUGUAGGCAUUGUGUAUAUUGGAGAGACCAGACAGUGACGACAAAUUGGUAUUUUGUGCAGGAUCAUAAUCAACAGUGUAUGGAUUCUCAUUGGAGACUCAUGAAAUUGUGGAUGUGUGGACUAUUGGAGAUUAGAUAUCAUCGAUGGAUUGUAUUAAUUUUGAAGAUGGAGGAGCAGUGUUUGCAUUAG